This is a messenger RNA of Didymodactylos carnosus, 198 nucleotides long. The record is from the annotation of a GenBank genome assembly. Lineage: Eukaryota; Metazoa; Rotifera; Eurotatoria; Philodinida; Philodinidae.
GAAACCUCGUAUAUUUUAGAUUGUGUUAAAAUCAAAUACUCUGUUGCUGACGCUCAAUAUGGUACAUUCUAUAAAAAUUUAUUACGACCCAAAUUAGCAAAUUUUUUAGUUGAAGAACGUCGUCGUGAAGAAAAUGCCAGAAUUCGUCAUGAAUUACAGAGAAAAUCUCGUCGACCUGCACCGUCAGAUGAAGAAUGA